UCUUCCUUACCUAUAGGAAAUUUUUCAACUGAUCAAUUUGCCUCAGUUUGCAAUAUUUUAUUGCAAAGAAACCAUAUAGAUCGCUUAGCCACAUUCCUUUGGUCAUUGCCACCCAAUGAUGAAUUGAAAGUCAAUCAAAAUAUCUUGUUAGCGCGAGCUACAGUUGCCUACCAUCAACACAAUUUCGAAGAAUUGUAUCAACUUUUGGAAAAUUACCCAUUUUCUUCCGAAUUUCAUCCUAAAUUGCAAGAAUUAUGGAAAGAAGCACAUUAUCUGGAAGAGAAGCAAUCGCGAGGAAAAGAAUUGGACGCUGUGACCAAGUAUCGUGUUAGGAAAAAGUAUCCAUUACCAUUGACAAUUUCAGAUGGUGAGAAGAUUACGUAUUCAUUCAAAGAGUCAUCUAGGAAAAUGUUAGUAGAAUACUAUCAACGUAAUCCGUAUCCAACAUCGGAAGAGAAAGCUAUCAUUGCUGAAGCAGCCUCAUUAACUAAAGUACAAGUUAGUAACUGGUUUAAAAACAAACGCCAACGCGACCGUGCU
Trichoplax adhaerens is the source of this 540-nucleotide messenger RNA. RefSeq lists its product as uncharacterized. The annotation marks the transcript as partial. The transcript has a single exon. Gene Ontology annotation, molecular function: RNA polymerase II cis-regulatory region sequence-specific DNA binding; DNA-binding transcription factor activity, RNA polymerase II-specific. The record is from RefSeq and is a predicted model, not a curated record. Gene Ontology annotation, cellular component: nucleus; transcription regulator complex. Lineage: Eukaryota; Metazoa; Placozoa; Uniplacotomia; Trichoplacea; Trichoplacidae. Gene Ontology annotation, biological process: regulation of transcription by RNA polymerase II.